Molecule: messenger RNA, 405 nt
Organism: Linnemannia hyalina
Lineage: Eukaryota; Fungi; Mortierellomycota; Mortierellomycetes; Mortierellales; Mortierellaceae
Source: the annotation of a GenBank genome assembly
AUGUCCAUCGCCAAGACAGUCCUUCACAAGUUUGUUGGCUACCUGGAGGCGCAGGCCUCGGAGCUGAUCUGGAAACCUCGGUGCUCCGCGACAAUCGCAUGGGAACAAAGCCAGGGCAUCUCUGCCAAGGAUAAGACAUCCAAAUAUACAGGCCCCCGAGGUGAUUGGAGUCAAGGAUACGGUUACAUCACGCACGAUGGUUUCUCGACAAUUGUUGCGCAGAGCCAGGCGCAGGCCUCGGAGCUGAUCUGGAAACCUCGGUGCUCCGCGACGAUCGCGUGGGAGCAGACCCAGGGUAUCUCUGCCAAGGACAAGACAUCCAAGUACACAUGCCCCGAAGUGACUGGAGUCAAGGAUACGGUUACAUCACGCAUGAUGGUUUCUGCCCGUGUGGCGCUUCGCUAG